Molecule: messenger RNA, 1245 nt
Organism: Anopheles moucheti
Lineage: Eukaryota; Metazoa; Arthropoda; Insecta; Diptera; Culicidae
Product: inactive CLIP domain-containing serine protease A28-like
Exons: 4
Coding region: 49-1164 (371 amino acids)
Biological process (GO): proteolysis
Molecular function (GO): serine-type endopeptidase activity
Source: RefSeq, a predicted model, not a curated record
GUUUUACAUUCGCAGUGAUCACAUCGUGGUGUGCUGGUGUCAAAGACGAUGAACACGUCCUUAAUCUGUAUAGCCGUCUCGCUGUUGGCGUUAGCGUAUGGCCAAGAUAGAGGUGAGGAACAGCUGACAUGCCCCGGUGGAUAUUGCGUUUCGAAGCACCUUUGUCCUAACGGCACGUUGGUUAAUGAUCCAACACUUGCCCAGAGUACUCAGCUCGUUGGAUUGCGCGUGGGGCUUGACAUAGAUGAUAUCGACUCGUGCGCAGAUUAUUUACUAAAAUGUUGUGAUACUGUAGCCACUGCAACAGUUAAUCCACUUGACAGUUGGGAAGAUAUUGAAAUACCUGCGCCUAGCGUUGAAUGCGGACAAUUUAACAAGAAUGGAUUGCACUAUCAACUGCAUCAUAAUGACUCCUUGGCACAGUAUGCCGAAUUCCCUUGGAUGGUUUACAUAAUGAAGGGUGAAAACCAAAAAUCAUCCCCGGCGCAUAGUAACUUUGUCUGUGGCGGUACUUUGAUUCAUCCUCGGUUUGUGGUAACAACGGCUCACAACACGGAUGGCAAAUCGAAUUUGAUCGCACGUUUCGGCGAAUGGGACAUUAGCACCACAAAGGAACCAUACCCACACAAGGAUAUCAGCGUCACGGAGAUCAUCAAACAUCCCGACUAUGUGCACAACCCCAUACAGAACGAUAUUGCACUGUUGUUGCUGGAGGAAAACGUACAAUACCACAAGCAUAUUCAACCAAUAUGUCUGCCGCAACCUAAUGAUCAGUUCGUAGGCGAAAGUUGCAUCUCCAACGGUUGGGGCGAGCAGCGUGGAGUGUACGCGAACGUGAUGAAGAAAAUAACGCUUCCGGUUAUUACCAACAAGGAGUGUACCCGUAUGCUGCGCUUUGCUGGGCUUGGACCAUUCUAUAAUCUCCGGGAGGGUUUCAUCUGUGCUGGUGGUGAAGCCGGUGUCGAUAUGUGCAAAGGCGACGGAGGAUCACCACUCGCGUGCCAAACCGAAAGUGGCACGUUCGUGCUGGCUGGAAUUGUUUCGUGGGGUAUUGGAUGUGGAGGCCAUGAAUUGCCCGGCAUGUACGUUGCUGUGAACCAGUACGUAGAUUGGAUCAACGAAAUCAUCACAGGCCAUAGUUUAGAAUUUGAUAUUACACUGUAAAACGCAAGAAGCGAACGGGCGGAUCUGUUAGGAUUACAUUUAGAAAACAAUAAAUGAUGCUUGGACAUUUGCUUGCAACAC